Messenger RNA from Pyrus x bretschneideri (Chinese white pear), 1581 nucleotides. RefSeq names its product putative F-box/FBD/LRR-repeat protein At4g03220. The coding region runs from base 1 to 1581 and encodes 526 amino acids. Gene Ontology annotation, molecular function: protein binding. The transcript has 3 exons. Lineage: Eukaryota; Viridiplantae; Streptophyta; Magnoliopsida; Rosales; Rosaceae. The record is from RefSeq and is a predicted model, not a curated record.
AUGGAAGCAAGAGCUAAAGGGGGAAGGCUUCCCGAGGAAGAAGAGUUACACACUGAAGGAAGCAGUAGCAACCGAAUCAGUAGUCUUCCGGAUGAUAUAUUGCAUCACAUACUCUCCCUUCUACCCGUCGGAUCCACUGCACAAACCAGUGUUUUGUCUAGACAAUGGAAUCAUUUAUGGGCUUCCCUUCCUAUCCUAGACUUCUCCGAUGUUAAAGGUGGAGCAGUGGAAUUCAUAAGCAAAGUACUGAGACACCGCCAUGAAAACUCCAAUUUAAAGGUUUUUAGGGUUAAAGGAUAUCUGAGUUCUUCUUGUUUGUAUUCUUGUAUUGAUCGGGUGGUGAAGUAUAGGGUUGAAGAACUUGCACUCGAUGUCUCCUUAACUGACAAGUAUUUUUCCGAUGACGCAUUCGGUUUGCCUAGUUUGUUCAAGUGUGAUUCGUUGAGGAGCCUCACAUUAGCCACCUAUAAAAAUCCAUAUUAUUCGCCAUCAAUUCCAAAACCAUACUUUGGUCUUUUAUUAUCUUCUAAUGCUGUGGCUAAAAGUGGUCUGCACCAACUUCACACAUUGUCUCUAACUCGUGUGGAGUUUUUGGAUAGUGCUUUGGAGCUGGAUUUAUUUUCUGCUUCUUCUUUACCUUCUCUUGAGAAAUUAAGUAUUACAAAUUGUCAAGGCAUCGCUCAUCUCAAAAUUACUUGUCCAAACAUCAAAGAUGUACACAUUGUCAAGAUGUUUCUUAGCAGCCUGCACAUCUCCGGAAUGAGACUAGAGAAUUUGGAAAUCACACACUCUUUUGAAGUAAGGGUUAAUGGAAAUCGGGUCAAAAUUUUUGCCCCGAAUCUGAAAACUUUCUGGUGGCAACAUGACUACGGUACGGAGGAAAGUUUUGCUCCGAGCUUUCCCAUCCUGAGAGCAUGUCACCUGGCUUGUUUCGGUAAAGUAGUCGAUGUGACCAUGGCGAAGCCAACAGUCAAUCUUCUUUGUGGAUCUUCGCAGGUUCAGAAGCUUUGCAUUUAUGAUAGCUAUCUCCGGAUUCUAUCGGAUAUUUAUUUUGAAGGCGGUCUACCGUACUCAUUCAUGAACCUUAAGACAUUGCAAAUUUUUAUUAGGGUUUUCAACAAAGAUGUCAUCCCAGGUAUAACAUGCCUAUUCAUGAGCUCUCCCAAACUACAUACUCUGAGUAUUUACACAAUGAACACAUAUCUCGAAACUUAUUUACCGACAUGGCACAACAUUUUGCUGGACGAUGCCGGUUGCACUGAAGAGCAAUUCUGGGAAAGUCAAGCUCAAAUUUUGAGUCACUUCCUAGGUCACUUGAAGGUAGUGAAUAUUCAUGAUUACUCACAUAGAAUCAAUGAGAAUGUGAUUAAGUUUGCAAGGUUUUUGCUUGAACACGGAAGGAGCUUGCAAGAAAUCAUUCUUCAUUCCCGACACCCGAGCAGGAAGGAGAAAAUCGGUUCAGUGCUCGAGGGGAUCCCUCGAGCAUCUGCUGGUGUCAAAAUCUCCGUUGCUUUGGCUACUCUGGCUAAAUUUUCCGAUGCGUGCGACAGAGCGAAAUCGAAUUUUUUUCCUUUUUGGUAA